UGCACAAUAGCGGUAUUUCCUGGUAAAAGUCCUCAAUCUUGAAACGUCACUACCCAUCGGUGUAUUUUUAAGUGUGUGAAAACGCCAAACAAAGAUUAGAUUCUGCAAGAAAGUGAUGCAAGUGCAACUAUUAAGCCUCUGAAUGAAUCUCGAAAUCUCAUAUUUCAAAAUCAGGACGAUGGGGGAUGCUUUGCUAAAACGUAUAAAUGUAUUCUUCUAAUUAAUCAAUUUAGUAGACAACAAUCAACCAUCAUGAAGUUUCUUUUGAUCGUAUCUGGGAUUUUUGGUGUAGUGAUGUCGCAGAAUCCGUACCAUCAGGCUUACACCGUCAGGUACGACAAUGAUAAUGACGGGUUGGGACAGUACCGGUUUGGUUUUGAAACUAGUGAUGGCUUUAGACAUGACCAAAGUGGCCAAUUACAAAACGUAGGUACCGAGAACGAAGGGAUAGUUAUGAAAGGGUCUUAUUCCUACAUAGGCCCUGAUGGGGUUACCUACACUGUGUAUUACACGGCCGACGAAAAUGGGUUCCACCCAGAGGGAGCACACAUACCACAAUCCGCAGGAGUUGGUAAAGCUGGUAACCUUCUCUAGUUUGUUUUACGAAGAGAGAUAAUGAAUUACUAGUCACAACAAUUUAUGCCAAAACGUGACACUACAUCAACGAGCGAAAGCAUGAAGUAGUAUUAUUUUUAUACUUUUUUACUUAUGUUAAUUUAGUCAAAAUUUUGUACUUAAUUUUA
Molecule: messenger RNA, 743 nt
Organism: Zophobas morio
Lineage: Eukaryota; Metazoa; Arthropoda; Insecta; Coleoptera; Tenebrionidae
Product: flexible cuticle protein 12-like
Exons: 4
Coding region: 253-594 (113 amino acids)
Cellular component (GO): chitin-based extracellular matrix
Molecular function (GO): structural constituent of chitin-based larval cuticle
Source: RefSeq, a predicted model, not a curated record